Molecule: messenger RNA, 8220 nt
Organism: Ahaetulla prasina
Lineage: Eukaryota; Metazoa; Chordata; Lepidosauria; Squamata; Colubridae
Gene: FRMD6
Product: FERM domain containing 6
Exons: 16
Coding region: 805-2655 (616 amino acids)
Biological process (GO): positive regulation of hippo signaling
Cellular component (GO): cytoplasmic side of apical plasma membrane; cytoskeleton
Source: RefSeq, a predicted model, not a curated record
GGCAAACUCACGGCACCCAUGGAAGCAUAAUACUUUUUAUUUUCAUUUUAGCCCAUUCAAAAGACAGAAGUUGACUGGAUCAUGCUUCUCCCAAACCAGCUUUACCUGAACUCUGCUUGGAUUCUUGACUUUUUUCUGUCUUCUUCUUCUUCUGUUCCACAUUGCCAUCUUAGCAGCAGCUCUAGACAUCUCUCAAUUAUCAGGAAAUAUGACUGAUCCAGAGGUCGCUACCUUUCAAGGGAGAUUUUGAAAACUUCUCCUGCUGGUUAUUGUGCCCAUCUCAAUAGAUCAACAAUCUGGAUUUAAUUCAUGAAGCCACGGUGAAGACCAAAACUUCUCUGGCACCAGUUCCAUGGUGAUGUUAGAAAAAGACCCCAAAGAAGAUUCAAGAGGGAAUGCUAGAUGUGAGAGACACUUCCUGCAAGUGACCGUUCCCAUUUAGGAAGGACACAUCCAAAGCUCAGCUUCACUUUCAGGUUCAGCGAGCUUCUAUAUCUUGAUAACACCAUCAGAAAGCAGAAAUCUUGCAAAGCUACUGAAAGGACAGAGGACACUUCUAUAUAGAGGCAUUUGCCUGACCCAUUUAUGACAAGAAGUAGGAUCCAAUGUUAUGAGAUUUUGCAUGGACUUCACUAGACUUCCGCAUAUACAGCCAUGGUGCCUAUGGGGAGAAAUGCCAGGUUGUCCUACCUGCUGUGCCGUGGGUGACAAAGAGAAACUCUCCAUUGACAGCUGUGCCCCUGAGUCUCCUGCACAGUCUCAGAGUGGCUCACUCAUCAAUUUACAGAGAGGGCCUGGAACACAAUGAACAAACUGACCUUCCACAAUAACAGAAUCAUGCAGGACCGACGAAGUGUCUGUAUUUUCCUCCCCAAUGACGAUUCCCUUAACAUCAUUAUCAAUGUUAAAAUAUUGUGCCAUGAGUUACUUGUCCAAGUUUGUGACCUGCUACGGCUGAAGGAUGGGCAUCUCUUUGGGCUCAGUGUGAUACAAAAUAAUGAGCAUGUAUAUAUGGAAUUAUCCCAGAAGCUCUACAAGUACUGCCCAAAAGAAUGGAAGAAAGAAGCGAGUAAGGGUAUAGAUCAGUUUGGUCCCCCAAUGAUCAUUCACUUUCGAGUGCAGUAUUAUGUGGAGAAUGGUCGCUUGAUCAGUGACCGAACUGCACGCUACUAUUAUUACUGGCAUCUGAGGAAACAAGUCCUGCGUUCUCAGUGCAUGCUACGUGAAGAGGCCUAUUUCCUCCUAGCAGCCUUUGCAUUGCAGGCUGACCUAGGCAAUUUCAAAAGGAACAAACAUUUCGGGAAAUACUUUGAACCUGAAGCCUACUUUCCUGCGUGGGUGGUGGCCAAGAGAGGGAAGGAUUACAUCCUGAAGCACAUCCCCAUCAUGCACAAAGACCAAUGUGCUCUGACUGCUUCUGAAGCCCACCUCAAGUACAUCAAGGAGGCUGUUCGCUUGGAUGACGUAGCUGUCCAUUAUUAUAGAUUGUACAAGGACAAGAAAGAAAUUGAUCCUUCCCUUUCCCUUGGGCUUACCACAAAGGGAAUCCAGAUAUUCCAGAAUAUAAACAGUGAAAGACAACUGCUCUAUGACUUCCCUUGGACCAAUGUAGGAAAACUUGUAUUUGUGGGCAAGAGAUUUGAGAUUCUGCCUGAUGGCCUGCCAUCUGCUCGCAAGCUCACCUACUACACUGGCUGUCCUUUGCGAUCUCGGCAUCUCCUGCAGCUCCUGAGCAAUAGCCAUCGCCUCUACAUGAACCUGCAACCCCUCCUGAGGCAGAUCAGGAAGCUAGAGGAGAACGAAGAGAAAAAACAAUAUCGUGAAUCCUACAUCAGUGAUGCUCUGGACCUUGAUAUGGAUCAACUGGAAAAGCGUUCCAGAGCCAGUGGAAGUAGUUCAGGCAGUGUGAAGCACAAGCGUCUCUCCCGCCACUCAACUGCUAGCCAUAGCAGCUCCCACACCUCUGGAAUUGAGACUGAUCCAAAGCCCAGGGAACGGGGGACUGAGGAGGACUUCAUGGUGGCUGCUGUACAUCGCCAGCUGAGAGCUUGCAGCUCUAUGACCAGUCAUGGUAGUUCUCAUACUUCUGGAGUAGAAAGCAGUGAGAAGGAACGCCUGGAGGAGGACUCCUCUCAGGAGGAUGAAAUAGAAAUGCUGGUUGAUGAUCCUCGAGAUCUCGAGCCAUCAAGCGAAACAUCUCUGGAUGACAUCAAUCCUGAUGUUUGCAUUUACAUCACAGAGGACAUGCUGUUGGCCAGGAAGUUUAAUGGACAUUCAGGAUUAGUUGUCAAAGAAGUGAAUUCGUCUACUUCCAGCUCCUCAGAGACAGUGGUAAAACUUCGUGGCCAGAGCAUUGAUUCAUUGCCACAGAGCAUCUGCCAGAAACCAAGGACCUCCACCGAUCGCCACAGCUUAAGUCUGGAUGACAUUCGGCUGUACCAAAAAGACUUCUUGCGCCUGGCGAGCCUAUGCCAGGAGACAGCACAGAGUUAUACAUUUGGGUGUGGCCAUGGAUUGGCUGAAGACGGUCUGUAUUGUAAUGGCUGUUUAGCUCAACAGUGCAUCAAUAUCCAAAACGCUUUUCCCGUCAAAAGAACCAGCAAAUACUUUUCCUUGGACCUCGCCCAUGAAGACGUUCCGGAAUUUGUUGUCUGAUGCUGCCAUUGGGUGCUCGGGCAAGACAACGCAGUGUUUCCAGUUCCAAAAAACAUUUUUGGUGUGCCAAACAGGAAUUUUCCCCCUCAACUGUUUUCCCAGGAUACUAAAAAAAAAAAAAAAUCAAGGCCUUGUAAACUGUUGCACUUUUGUAAAAGCUUAUCCUAUUUGCGGGCUCUUCGGCAUCAAAGUUUGCCGUGAGGCAGAAUUUGAUCUGGUUAAAAAUCAGUUGGAUUUGGAAGGCCCGGUCUCUUCUUUUGAAAGCAGCCAACUUGGAGGACCUCUUGAUUCACAAGAAGGAUGCACAAUGUUUACUUUAAGUAUAGAUAUAUCUCUUUUAUUUGUGGGGUUUUUUUUUUUAUUUGCCUCAUGGGGGCUCUUCUGUACUAUGCAUACCAUAGAUUUUUGCAUCACCUUUGCAGUUUAGUUUUUCCCCUUGUGAGAAUAAUUGCUUUAAUUCUUCUUCUCCAUUCCCAUUUUGUGUGCCAUGUCAAGCCAAAGAAAUGCCCCCUGCACAGUGGGUGACAUCAAGAUGAAGCUCUAAGCAAUAACUAACCCAAAGGAUUGUGUAGAAAAGUUGCUCAGAGGAUGAAAGGAACUUAAAAUGCAAUGAAUCCAUCUUGUGAUCUUCUCCCUCACAAAAAAAAAGUAUGUAAGCUUUUGAUCCAAAUGGAAUAUUUGUGCUAUUUUGUAAAGUUUACAAAAAGAAAAAAAAAAUCAAACCAAAACAAGCAAGUGAACAAUGACAACAAAAAUCCCCAAAUAGAUGUUAGGUGGUUUGGGGAAACUUUCUGGAAGCUUUGUUGUUUCAAAAGGGAAAAAAAAUGAGGAUGUAGCAAUAGGAUUUGCUGACCAAAGUACCUUAAGUUCAGAGAGAGAAAGAGAGAGAGAGAAAGAGAGAGAGAGAGAGAGAAUGUGUGAGAGAGAGCAAAUAUAAAAAUAUGCACAUUGCAGAAAAGAGUAUAUGUUUAAUGUAUUUUUGAAAAUAUAAAACUCAUUUUAUGUUUUAUUUUGGUUUUGAUUUCAGUGCUUUUUUAGAAGAAAAAUUAACGCUUCCUUUCUUUCAAACUGCAUGUAUAGACAAUCGUGCAAAUGCACAUUUUACACAUGGUUAAAACAGUCUCUUUUUUGUUUUAUUAUUAUUAUUUUGCUAUUGAGCAUAAUAAGGGGAGAGAGUUGUUUCUGCACUGCAAGCAUGGCUUUCCCUACUCCAAUAAUUUUUUUUUAACUAAACUUCUGCUUCCGUGUAUCAUGAGAUGUUCCUCUCCCCUUUCUGGAAAGGGGAAAGAUUUCUAUCUUGUUCCAGUGUUAGAUCAAUGAACAAGUGUGGCUUUCAAAAGGAAUGCUCUAAUUUUAUGUCUGCCAUAGGUUGGAACAAAAGCUCCAUCAGCUGCCAUCCUCCUAUCACCAAAGAGCAGAUCACCAUGGGAUCUUUUUUUAGGGGGCCCCAUUCCCUCUAAAGGCGGUCAACCCUUCCAUUGUCCAAGCACAGUGAGGGGAAGGAAUGAGUAUCAAUAGAACAGAGACAGAAGAAAAUGCUACCCAACACAUAUUCCCUGCAACACUGACUGGUCUUGCACAACACCACUCCUAGUAGCUGCACAACAUGCAAAAGCUUGGUCAGUUUUAACCUUGAUUACUUGUUACGGUGACUUAGCAUAUAUCAUAACCGAGUCCCGUAUUUAGUUUGUAGCUGCUUUCUACAAAUCCAGAAGCUGGUUGAUUCAGCUACCAAUUAAGAACGAUGUACGAAUCCAGCCACCCUGUACUCUUAGCAAAAAAGCAUCCAGUGUAGCAUUUAUUAUAACUUAAAAAUGGAUUAUGAGUAAUUGCCCAUUUUUAAUAGAUUGGAAAAAAAUAGAAAUAGUUACAUAUUGCUUCUUCACUGUGGGCUUCAGGAUGCCAGGCUGUCAGAAACACAUGUCUCAAUAACCAACAUGUUUUCUUCAGUUCCUUCCCCAAAGAAUCGAGGAUGUCAUUCUCCACCAGGAGUUUUGAGGUCCAUCUUUGCCUCCUUACCUCUCUACCGUUGUGCUUUAGGGUCCCUUCAGCCAUUGGUUAGGUCCACAAAAGACUUGCACUUAAUGGACUUGGAUAUAUGCAUACAACAUAUGCUUAUUUUGCUAGCUAUGCAUCUGCACAUAAUUAUUUUGCAGCCUCCUGUGAAACAAAAUAUGCAAAUACCACCUGCAAUAGGCCACUCUGCGGUAGCAGUUAAUCAGCCUUGAUUGAGACUAGUUAAGAUAAGAUCUGGUUUGUGUUUGAAUAGGAGCCCAACAGAAAUUCUAUAGACUGGGAAGAUACAAAAACAUCCCUAAAUGGCAGACCACUUUCAUAUUGUUCCCAUGAAAAGAAUAUAAGAUGCUUCUAUGGCAUCACUAAGACCAGAGCUCAGCCCAAAGGAGAUUUUAUUUUUAGGACCUAGAAGUAGCUAUGUCUUCCUCUGCUGUCAACAUGUCAUGCAAAGCGUUUGCUGGUUUGUGACUCUUUCUACUGGACCAUAGUAUAGUUCUCCAGAAGACCCUGAUACUUGUCAGUGUUCUAGAUGGCUAACUUUUCUGAGCUCUGGUCCCAGGGUACCUGAAGGUUUUAUAUGACUUGUGGAUAACGUCUUCUGACAUAUUUGCAGCAUUUUCAGGAGGAGAACAGCCAUGGACUUGUUUGUGGGUGGGAAAGGGGCAGAUUUGCCCCUUUAUCAGGAAUUGUUCUAGUGGUACAAUAAUUUUCAGCCACUAUUGGGAGAAAAAGCAUUUACAAACAAAACAAAAAGAUUCAUAGCAUAUUGCCUUAAAAAUAUUUUUGUGAGAUUUUGUAAUCAUAGCCAUAGUAUUGCCAUAUUUUGAUAUAUGGUAUUUUUCUAACUGAAAACAUACACACACAACACACACACACAUAUAAAUAUACGCAUCUCUUUGUACACACACAAUCACACACACAGAGAGGAUAUAUUUAUUUUUAAAAAGUUAAUACAAUAUUUCACUUGGAAGGGGGGGUGUCAAAAAUCAGAUGGUUGGGUAUUUUGUUGAGCCAGUGAGGAGUGUAUAAAUCAGCUGUCAAAUGAUGAUGAUAAAAUGUAGCCAGCAUAUGGACACUGGGAUAUUUACAUCUUUGGUGACCUUGUUCCUGCUUCCUUUGGGUAGCAAUAGCAAUGCCAAUGCACUGAUAUUUUUCUCUUCAUAAAAUCCAGUGUGUUGACACAACUUAAUAAUUGUCUACCUUCAGUGACGCAUAGUGCCAUGGAUCUUUAUUUUGAUAAACUCCCCCCCCCAAAAAAAAUCUGGUAGGUCAUGUUAGGCUUGUUAGAUGAUGCAAGCUUGAAGUAAUGUGAUAUUGUCAUGUGCUAUAUUGUCCUUUCUAUUUGCUUAAGCUAUUUAUUUCAUCAUCUGGCGCACUGACAGGAGUGACUCAUCCAUGCCCAUACAAAGAAGACUCUUCUUGGGUAGACAUUUGUUGGAAAAGAUGAGACCCUAUUUCACAGUCUGAAUUUCUUCAGCUGCCUGGCAUAAAUCCAGAAGGCUUGUCUCCUUUCACAAUGCCCCAUAGGUAUAUUCAGAGAGAUUGAUCAGCUUCCCAAAUUUACCCAACAUUUUGCUUCAUAUACAGCAAUACUAAAGUGUGUAACACUCUGGAUAAACUAAGAAAAAACUUUCAGCUGUCCCAGCCUAAACACAUAAAGCACAAUUGGUGAAUUGUGGAUUGCUAUCUAGAAGUUCUAGAUAGAUAGAACUAGUUCUAUCUAGGAAUUCACUUGUUGUAUACCAACGCAAAAUUGGUUGUUGUAAAUACCAGGUAAUAUCAGUCUUAAGAUUUGUGUGUCCCACAAAUCUACUUGCAUUGUGAAAUAAUAGGCUAAAAUCAAAUAAAGACCCAUGUAAAAAAUAAAUGAGGCUGGCUAAGUAAGAGAACAUUGUAUUAAAUAAAACCAUGUUAUCAUUCUUUGGGCUGCCUUAAGCUUAUGCCAUAUACUACUUAUCUGAGUCUUGGGUUGUCUGCUUCAACACAUUCUCCUUUUUUCUCUCGUGCUUGUAUCUGAUUUUAAAGAUGUCCUCAUCCAGAUGCCUGAUGUGUUGCACAAAAGCCAGGCCCACAUUGUCGUUGUUUUGUGGUGUGUGUGCAGGGGGAGCGGAAACCUUCCUGGUGUCAUUGUUUAGUGUGAUGAAAGAGGCUUUGUAGCGUGUGAAGCUGUUUCUGGGAUGGAUUCAAGAACAGUGUCACUUAGUACAAUACUGUAUGUGUUAUGUUGAAAUAAGUCUCUUUCAGGCUUAAAAGCAGCAGAGAUGGGGGUCGCUCCCCAAAUCACCAAAGUAAAUUUAAUUCCUUAUAACAUAAUAGGAGUAAUUGAAAUACUGCAAUGAGAGUAUCUAGACUCCAGAAGAGCACUGUUGAUAAAUGAUCACAUGAGUCCAUGUUGCUUGAGAAAUAUACCAAUAAGUUUUCCUCAAAUUCAUAAAACUGAGGAAGUUGGUUUUAAAAGUGCCAAGAAAUAUACUGUAUUUGGUGAGUUCCACAGUACACACGGGGGUCCCUUGUUGGUUGACAGACACUUUUUAGAAGUUUCCACAUUCAGAGGCUGAAUUUAAACUUAAAAAAAAAUUAAGACACGACAAAAGAAUUGGUAAAUUAGUAACUAAUUCGUUGUUUUGCCCAUCUCUGCUUCUAAAAUCUAAUCUUGGCAGCAUCUCUAGUUAUGUCAACUGGAAGACAAGAGGGUGAGCAAAUAUGGCUAUCAAUUAAUAUUCAUAGGCAACGGCAUAGAAUAUUGUCCACCUUAUUUCCCCUUGGCUUUUUCCUCUUGUCCAUAAGAGGUUGCUUCCAUUCAUUCGAAAAGGACUCCUAAAUCUAUAUAUCCCCCAGAUGUAUGGAUUACCACUCAGAAUUCCUCAGUGGGCAUGACUGGCUGAGAAAUUUUGAAGCCAAGAUCUACACAUCUGAAAGAUGUCCAGGUUAAGGAAGGUUGAAGUAACCCUGCCUAAAAGGUAUUGUUGAUUCUAACUUGGGAAUCUGUCAACUGAGUUCAAUAUCAGGGCAGCCCAAAUGUGAAUGCGUUUGUGGGCAAGCGGGAAAGUAGGAACGCCAUCUUGAAAAAGGGGUAUCCAUCACUUCAUUGAUGGUGUGCUGUGGCCUACACCCAGGGAAGCUAAGAAUUGUUCUUGAUCCAGGCAUGUCGGAAGGAACUCUUGCUAAAUGUGUUUUAAACAAAAGGAGGUUCCAAGAAGCCCUUAAUGUUGCAGAUGUUGUCCAACAGAGCUGUAUGAUACAAGAUUGUAUUUUUAUAUAUAAAAACUAUAUACUUUUGCAUUUCUGGGAACUCUUUAGCGGGUAUGGGGUGUCUCUGGCUUCCGAUCACUGUUGCUGCAGGUUCACCUUCUGACAACAACUAUUCCACAGCACAAGCGAAUGACUUACUCCUUUCUGUGAAAGGCCUUUUCCUCUUGGACAGUGGAAUGCAAGCAGUUGAGCAAGCUCUAAGGAAUGCAGCCAAUGUAUUUUGUUAUGCAGAAAGUUUGUGGUGCGCCUUUUGUGGUACAGUUCUAAGAAAUGACAAUAAAAGUCAGUUUACAUUGC